Molecule: messenger RNA, 1830 nt
Organism: Apus apus (common swift)
Lineage: Eukaryota; Metazoa; Chordata; Aves; Apodiformes; Apodidae
Gene: C1QTNF1
Product: C1q and TNF related 1
Exons: 4
Coding region: 159-992 (277 amino acids)
Molecular function (GO): protein binding
Source: RefSeq, a predicted model, not a curated record
AGGAGGAGAGGCUGCGGGACGGGGCGCAGGCGAUCCGCCGUGGGCAGGCUCUGCCCCGCGCCCGGGGGCUGGCGGGGCCGCCCGGGGAUGCUCUAGGGAAGGACAGGCAGCGGCAGGAGAGAGCAGCCCUGCCCCAGAGGGCACUGCACUGCCACAGCAUGGAGGGCCUUUGGGGACUUGGUGUCCUGUUGCUCUGCUGCCUGCUGCUGCCCUUCCCUGUUGGGAGCCAGACCAGCCCCAGCCCUGACCCACGCUGGCAGACAGACCCCAAGGAGGCACCGUCCCAGCACCACGCUGCCAGGGCCCCGUGGGAGCAGAAGGCUGGUGGUGCCCAGGAGGGGCUGCCCCCCCGGCCCCGCUGCGUCCGCUGCUGUGAGCCCGACCAGCGCUUCUACCCCCAGUACCAGCCCCUGCCUCAGAUCAACAUGACCAUCCUGAAAGGCGAGAAAGGAGACCGUGGUGAGCGAGGCAUGCAGGGCAAGUUUGGCAAGACAGGGGUGGCCGGCAGCAGGGGCCACACGGGACCCAAGGGACAGAAGGGCAGCGUGGGUGCCCCAGGGGAGCGCUGCAAGAGCCACUACGCCGCCUUCUCUGUGGGCCGCAAGAAACCCCUGCACAGCAAUGACUACUACCAGACCCUCAUCUUCGACACGGAGUUUGUCAACCUCUAUGACCACUUCAACAUGUUCACGGGCAAGUUUUACUGCUACGUCCCUGGGAUCUACUACUUCAGCCUCAAUGUGCACACCUGGAACCAGAAGGAGACCUACCUGCACAUCAUGCACAACAGGGCAGAGGUGGUGAUCCUCUAUGCCCAGGUGAGUGACCGCAGCAUCAUGCAGAGCCAGAGCGUCAUGCUGGAGCUGCAGGAGCAGGAUGAGGUCUGGGUGCGGCUCUACAAGGGCGAGCGUGAGAACGCCAUCUUCAGCGACGAGUACGACACUUACAUCACCUUCAGCGGCCACCUCAUCAAGUACAGCGGGGACCCCUAAGCACCUGCUCCUUCUCCCCUGGGGCGGGUGCUUGAGGAGGCCUUGCCACCCGGUCACCCCAGGCAUGCCACCCACCUUUAAGCUGUUAUCCCUUCUACAUGCCACUACCCCCAGCAGCUGUGCCAAUGUGUGAAUGCCCCCUCCCAGCUCCUUGAGGCCAACUGGAUGCAGCUGGAGGAGUUGGAGCUAUUUCCAGCCCCUGCUGCAUUUGUGACCCAGGCAGAGGGGAGCUCAUUCCCACCCAUGCCUGCCUCCGAGCCGAGUUUGCUGGGGCCCAGGCAUGUGUGGCACCAGCUGUGAGCUGGGUAUGACAGCUGGUGCUCUGGUUUGAGGCAGUGCAGACAUGUGUGUCAUGUUCCCCCCUCCCACUCUGAUGUGCUCCACGGGCUCCUUCUCCUGGAGAAGGACAGAGGGUGCUCAGCAUCCAGCAGGAAAGGCAAUAAAACCACUAAGGGCCCCCCUUCCGUUCUGCAGAGCUGGGUGCCACUGACGCAGAUGUUGCAGCAUGGCACUGGGUGCCCCUGGAGUGACACUUCCCCCAAGCACUCCCACAGGGAGGACAUUGCAUCAGUUCCCCUCAGCAAGUCCCUAUCACAGUUCCACUGCUGCAGCCUCUGCUCAGUGCCGACGCUGCCAAGGAAGGACUGGCUCCCCACCGGCAGCCCUGGGCACAGGGCCUUUGGCCUCCACUGCUUCCUCUCCGGUUAGAUUCUCUGCUGGCCAGGCUUUAAGUUUUUGUAGAUGCAACAGCAGAGCGGAGCCCAGGGCAGCAUGCUGCUCCCUCCACUCUCUGUACAGCUUGUGACCACAUUAAACACGACUUUGGGUCCUACUCACA